Molecule: messenger RNA, 1533 nt
Organism: Balaenoptera ricei (Rice's whale)
Lineage: Eukaryota; Metazoa; Chordata; Mammalia; Artiodactyla; Balaenopteridae
Gene: SLC16A14
Product: solute carrier family 16 member 14
Exons: 4
Coding region: 1-1533 (510 amino acids)
Biological process (GO): monocarboxylic acid transport; transmembrane transport
Molecular function (GO): monocarboxylic acid transmembrane transporter activity
Source: RefSeq, a predicted model, not a curated record
AUGUAUACAAGUCAUGAAGACGUUGGGUAUGAUUUUGAAGAUGACCCCAAAGAUAAGAAGACACUUAAACCCCACCCAAACAUUGAUGGCGGAUGGGCUUGGAUGAUGGUCCUUUCCUCUUUCUUUGUGCACAUCCUCAUCAUGGGCUCCCAGAUGGCCCUGGGAGUCCUCAAUGUGGAGUGGCUUGAAGAAUUCCAUCAGAGCCGUGGCCUGACGGCAUGGGUCAGCUCCCUCAGCAUGGGUGUCACCUUGAUUGUGGGACCUUUCAUUGGCUUGUUCAUUAACACCUGUGGGUGCCGCCAGACCACGAUCAUCGGAGGGCUGCUGAACUCCCUGGGCUGGGUGUUGAGUGCCUACGCUGGAAACGUGCAUUAUCUCUUCAUUACCUUCGGAGUGGCAGCCGGCUUUGGCAGCGGGAUGGCCUACUUGCCGGCCGUGGUCAUGGUGGGCAGGUACUUCCAGAAGAGGCGCGCGCUCGCCCAGGGCCUCAGCACCACCGGGACCGGGUUUGGCACAUUCCUCAUGACGGUUUUGCUCAAGUACCUGUGCGCAGAGUACGGAUGGCGGAAUGCCAUGUUCAUCCAAGGCGCGGUGUCCCUGAACCUGUGUGUUUGCGGGGCGCUCAUGAGGCCCCUCUCUCCUGGGACGGAUGGAGACGACCCAGAAGGGAAAGAGCCACACGUCCUCCCGGCUCACUCCACCGAAUCUGUUAGGUCCAGUGGACAUCUGGGCGGAGCGGAAGAGAAGGGGGGCGGCCCCGGCACCGAGGACUCCCUCGGGGACACGCCAGCCCAGGCGUGCCACGAGAAGGCUGCACACAGAAAGGACGUGUGCGCCUUUCGGGUUCUGAAGACCGUGAGCCGCCUGACCGUGAGGGUCAGGAAGGGCUUCCGGGAUUGGUACUUGGGCUAUUUUGGGACAGCCUCGCUCUUUACUAAUCGGAUGUUUGUUGCCUUUAUUUUCUGGGCUCUGUUUGCAUACAGCAGCUUUGUCAUCCCUUUCAUUCACCUCCCAGAAAUAGUCAAUUUGUAUAAUUUAUCAGAGCAAAACGAUGUUUUCCCUCUGACUUCGAUCAUAGCGAUAGUUCAUAUCUUCGGAAAAGUGAUCCUCGGCGUCGUGGCCGACUUACCUUGCAUCAGCGUUUGGAAUGUCUUCCUGAUGACCAACUUCACCCUAGUCCUCAGCAUUUUUAUUCUGCCCCUGAUGCACACGUACGCUGGCCUGGCAGUCAUCUGUGCACUGAUAGGGUUUUCCAGCGGUUAUUUCUCCCUGAUGCCGGUGGUGACUGAAGACUUGGUGGGGAUUGAGCACUUAGCCAACGCGUACGGCAUCAUCAUCUGUGCUAACGGCAUCUCUGCGUUGCUGGGACCACCUUUUGCAGGGUGGAUCUACGACAUCACACAAAAAUAUGAUUUUUCCUUCUAUAUAUGUGGUUUACUCUACGUGGUAGGAAUACUCUUUUUACUCAUUCAACCGUGUAUUCAAAUUAUAGAACAAUCCAGAAAAAAAUACAUGGGUGGUGCAAAUGCGUAG